CGGAGCUCCGCCCAUUCCGGGGUGGUUCCAGUGCUUCUUAAUGCCGUCCCAGUGCCUCCCAGUAUCGCCCAGUGCCAUCCCAGUGCGUUCCAGUACCGCCUGGUGCCGGCCAGAGCCAUCCCAGUGCUUCCCAGUACAGCCCGGUGCCUCCCAGUAGCACCCAGUGCCUCCCAGUACCUCUCAGAGCCAUCCCAGUAUCGUCCAGUGCCUCCCAGUGCCUCCCAGUACAGUCCGGUGCCGGCCAGACCCAUCCCAGUGCCUCCCAGUACAACCCAGUGCCUCCCAGUGGCAUCCCAGUACAGCCCAGUACUUCCAGUUUCUCUCAGGGCCAUCCCAGUGCUUCCCAGUACAGCUCAGUGCCUCCCAGUGCCUCUCAGAGCCAUCCCAGUAUCGCCCAGUGCCUCCCAGUAUCGCCGGUGCCGGCCAGACCCAUCCCAGUGCCUCCCAGUACAGCCCAGUGCCUCCCAGUGCCUCCCAGAACCAUCGCUGUGCCUCCCAGUGGCAUCCCAGUACAGCCCAGUACUUCCAGUGGCAUCCCAGUACAGCCCAGUACUUCCAGUAUCUCUCAGAGCCAUCCCAGUGCCUCCCAGUACAACCCAGUGCCUCCCAGUGGCAUCCCAGUGCAGCCCAGUACCCAUCAGUGCCUCCCAGUAUCGCCCAGUGCCAUCCCAGUGUCACCCCAGUACCUCCCAGUAUCGCCCAGUGGCGUCCCAUUAUCUCCCAGAAGCGCCCAGUGCCUCCCAGUGGCCUCCCAGUAUAGCCCAGUACCUCCCAGUACCUCCCAGUCAUCCCAGUGCCAUUCCAGUGCCAGCCCAAUACAGUCCAAGUGCAAACCCAGUUUGCCCCCAGUAUAAACCCGGUCCCACCCCAGUUUGCUCCCAGAAUAAACCCAGUUUGCCCCCAGUUAGUUUCCAGUUCAAUCCCAGUUUCCUCCGAGCGCAAUCCCAGUUUGUUCCCAGUAUAACCCCACUGCAAUCCCAGUUUGCUCCCAGCGCCCGCCCCAUCCGACGGCAACAGCCAAUGGGAUCGCAGCCCGGCAAAGCGCAA
Meleagris gallopavo (turkey) is the source of this 1047-nucleotide messenger RNA. NCBI's taxonomy places the organism in Eukaryota, Metazoa, Chordata, Aves, Galliformes, Phasianidae. The record is from RefSeq and is a predicted model, not a curated record.